Messenger RNA from Oreochromis aureus, 1059 nucleotides. RefSeq names its product NK2 homeobox 4a (gene nkx2.4a). Gene Ontology annotation, cellular component: nucleus. The record is from RefSeq and is a predicted model, not a curated record. The transcript is spliced from 2 exons. Gene Ontology annotation, molecular function: RNA polymerase II cis-regulatory region sequence-specific DNA binding; DNA-binding transcription factor activity, RNA polymerase II-specific. Gene Ontology annotation, biological process: regulation of transcription by RNA polymerase II; cell differentiation. NCBI's taxonomy places the organism in Eukaryota, Metazoa, Chordata, Actinopteri, Cichliformes, Cichlidae. Bases 1 to 1059 code for a protein of 352 amino acids.
AUGUCGUUGAGCCCAAAGCACACAACGCCUUUUUCAGUGACAGAUAUUUUGAGUCCAAUCGAGGAGACCUACAAGAAGUUUAGUGGCAUGGACGGCGCAGGGAACCUAACCUCUCCACUGGGAGCCUACCGACAGCCUCAGGUGUCUCAGACCGGCAUGCAACAGCACUCCAUGGGCCAUAACGCCACGGUGGCCAGCACUUACCACAUGCCGCACAGCGUCUCCCAGUUCUCCCACAGCGCAAUGGGAGGAUACUGCAAUGGAAGCAUUGGCAACAUGGGAGAUCUUCCGUCGUACCAGGAAAGCAUGCGGAAUAGCGCAGCAGCAACAGGGUGGUACAGCGCCAACCCUGAUCCAAGAUACUCCACAAUUUCUAGAUUCAUGGGACCUUCCACAGGUAUGAACAUGACCGGCAUGGGGAGUCUCACAGGAAUGGCGGACGCCACCAAAGCCAUGCCGGCUCUCCACGCUGCGCCCAGGAGGAAACGGCGCGUCCUGUUCUCACAGGCUCAGGUCUACGAGCUCGAGAGGAGGUUUAAGCAACAGAAAUACCUGUCUGCGCCUGAAAGGGAGCACCUGGCCAGUAUGAUACACCUGACGCCGACUCAGGUGAAGAUCUGGUUUCAGAACCACCGGUACAAGAUGAAGCGCCAGGCCAAGGACAAGGCAGCGCAACAGAUGCAGCAGCAGCAACAGGACGGUUCUCUGUGCCAACAACAGGCGCAGUCCCCCAGGCGCGUAGCCGUGCCUGUUCUGGUGAAGGACGGUAAACCGUGCCAGAACGGCUCAAAUACGCCAACGCCGAACCAGCAGCAGGUACAACAGAACCAACAGCAAAGCCAACAACAGAGCGGAGCUGGAGUCGUGCUCGCAUCCUCCACCAACAGCCUCACCCAGCAUCAAAACCAGCAGCAGGUGAACACUUUGGAGCUGGAAGAGAUGUCGCCCAGCCCUCCCUCACUGCACAGCCAGCUGAACAUGGCACAGAUAGACACAUCUGCUGUAGAUUACACCAGUAACAUGGUCAGCUCAAACCUCCUGUACGGCAGAACGUGGUAG